Messenger RNA from Hyalella azteca, 2190 nucleotides. RefSeq names its product bifunctional endo-1,4-beta-xylanase XylA. Bases 321 to 1757 code for a protein of 478 amino acids. The transcript is spliced from 4 exons. NCBI's taxonomy places the organism in Eukaryota, Metazoa, Arthropoda, Malacostraca, Amphipoda, Hyalellidae. The record is from RefSeq and is a predicted model, not a curated record.
CACUAUUACCUAUAUAGGUCCCUUGAGACGAACACUGUUGAUGACGUGCCAGACGCAAUGUAACGACGAGAGACACACUCGACGGACGAAUGUCACAUUUUACAUGACGGGCGCUGUGCGCUUCUGAUGACCGCACAUAACGAGCCCCACACACGGCAGACGAAUCACUGUUCGCUCACUUAUACGGUGUUUGUUAAGUAAUAAUACCUUCUUGAACUGAUGCCAUAAGAUAUGUUCAAAAGCAUCUCAAAGAUCGUUUGGCUAACAAGAUUCGACCUUGGCUUGCUCCAGAUAUUGAUUUUUUUAUUUUAAUUCUUAAAAUGUUGGACGGACCGGCAUUAGACUUUUUAAAAAGUUUCAUCGUAGAUACGCAUGAAGUUAAAAAAGGGCAGCCUCCCCGUCAGCUGGCACCCGCAGUCGACGUUGCUGGGGACCUGCCGAAUAGCGUGGGACUUGCGAACAACAAGACGUAUUCCACGACGUCCCCGCCCGUAUAUGUCUGGACCUUGCGAAACUUUACUUACCUCAAAGAGGAAGAAGAACGGGCUCUAGGGCAAUUGGAUUACCCGCUGUCUGCAGAACUCGGGAUGUGCCCUCACUGCCGGGACCGAGGGCAUGGUCAGAUCGAGCAUAUCUAUAAGGAUAUUGGGGAACGAAUCGUCUGUCCUCGAAUAAGUUAUAAGAUGGGUUACCUGCUACAAGCGAUAAACAGCAUUUCAACCGUUAUCUUACCAGGCUGGCAUCCGCAACUCGAAGACCUGAUCGAAUUCAGCGCCCAAUUCUAUUACAUCAUCUUUAAAGUUGCUGAUCUAUUGUACGACCAGAUGUCUCUGACAGACAUCGUCCAGUUCCUUCCAGUAAAUCAGCAAAAUAAUUUCAAGAGUGUAAUCCCAUGCCGGUCACCAACCACACUCGCUAAUUCUUCUCUGCCGUCGAUCUCCGAAACAAGAUUCGAAAUCGAUAUAAAUAAUUUAAUAGAAGUCAUGUUGCAAAUAAACGAAGAAGUGUUAUCCCAAUCACAACCUCAACCACAGCCUACACACUUAUCCCAAGCACAGUCUACCGACUCUCCUCAACCGAAAACUGCCAAAGGAUCCCAACCUCAACCUAUCCAAAACUUCCAAAAUAAAUCUCACGGAGGUUUCCAACCUCAGUCAAGCCGAGGUUUCCAGCCUCAGUCAAGCCGAGGCUAUCAGCUUCGGUCAAGCCGACGCUUCCAACCUCAGUCACGCCGAGUUUUCCAAUCCCAGUCAAGCCGAGGUUUCCAGCCUCAGUCAAGUCAAGAUUUCCGGCCUCAGUCAAGCCGAGGUUUCCAGCCUAAGUCAAGCCGAGGCUUCCAACGUAAGUCAAACCGAGGCGUCCGGCCUCAGUCAAACCGAGGCGUCCGGCCUCAGUCAAACCGAGGUUUCCAGCCUAAGUCACGCCAAGGCUCCCAGCCACAGUCAGACCAGAGCUCCGAUCUUCAGACAGACUCGAACAAUUCACUACAGUCAGACUGGAACAACCAACAACAGUCAGACUGGAACAACCCACAACAGUCAGACUGGAACAACCCACAACAGUCAGACUGGAACAACCAACAACAGUCAGACUGGAAUACUCCACUACAGUCAGACUGGAACAACCCACUGCAGUCAGACUGGAACAAUUCACUACAGUCAGACUGGAACAACCCACUACAGUCAGACUGGAACAAUUCACUACAGUCAGACUGGAACAACCCACUACAGUCAGACUUGGAAGCCAACGUAAUUUAGAUAGGUGGUCCUAACAACAACUAGCACAUGGAGCUUUUAACAUCUAUCGACCUGAAUCUCCACCUACGUUAGCAAAAGCCCCCAACCUGCCAGCCAGCGCUUGCAGCCUCAACCAGAUCCAACUUCGUAUCUCAGCAGCUACGGAACGUCCUACCUCUGUCAGCUCAAAGACAUCAGUCGGCAUAAAGCCUCCUACCUCAGUCAGCUAAUAGCCACCUAGUUCAGUCAGCUCGAAGCCUCCUACCUCAGUCAGCUACUAGUCACCUAUUUCAGUCAGCUCGAAGCCUCCUACCUCAGUCAGCUAAUAGCCACCUAAUUCAGUCAGCUCGAAGCCUCCUACCUCAGUCAGCUAAUAGCCACCUAGUUCAGUCAGCUCGAAGCCUCCUACCUCAGUCAGCUCAGAGCCUCCUACCACAGUCAGCUAAGAUCCUCC